Fusarium pseudograminearum CS3096 is the source of this 639-nucleotide messenger RNA. RefSeq lists its product as uncharacterized. The record is from RefSeq and is a predicted model, not a curated record. The coding region runs from base 1 to 639 and encodes 212 amino acids. The transcript has a single exon. Lineage: Eukaryota; Fungi; Ascomycota; Sordariomycetes; Hypocreales; Nectriaceae.
AUGUCCAACGCAAAUUUGACCCAGGGCUCUGGGAAGAGAAGGCCAGAUACGAACCGCUCAGAAAACGCACAACCAACAAAACGAACUCGAAGCGACGAUGUUCAGAUCCAGACCUUCGCACUUGGAGCUCCCCACGAAUCUAUCAUCGCUGAGCUAAAGCCCAAGUACGAUGUGCUUCCUGCUUCGGUCAUAUCAUCGACGCAGAUCAAAAAGCGUGUUACGCAUGUCGCCAAUCACUUGCUAGCACAAGGCGACCGUCCGCAAAUAGCUUUGUUGUAUGCGCGCACAGCCGAUGUUUGCAAACUCAUUACCGUGGUGGAAAAAUGCAAACAAGUUUUGAGCGAGGAAGGGAAGCAAUACUAUCAGUACAACCAACUUUUCGAUCAGCCAGAGAAGCCGAGGCGGAAGGACAUUGUUGAGGAGACAAUACUCGAAAAGGGUACAAUGGACGAGGGAGGCGAUGAUUCCGGCAGCGAGGAUUUCGAAGUCAUGCACAGCCGAUUCGAAGACGCCGUGCUGCCUCGUCCUUCCCAAAGAAUCAUUAAGUCAAUGAGGGUUUUCCUCUCGAUCGUCCCUAUACCGGAAUUGAAGUUAAAGAAAGGCGUCACAGUCCAAUCAGGAACAGCAAAACACACUUGA